Molecule: messenger RNA, 1017 nt
Organism: Drechmeria coniospora
Lineage: Eukaryota; Fungi; Ascomycota; Sordariomycetes; Hypocreales; Ophiocordycipitaceae
Product: VosA
Exons: 3
Coding region: 1-1017 (338 amino acids)
Source: RefSeq, a predicted model, not a curated record
AUGGCGGGGAAUAUCGGGAGCUUCCUCGAGAUGCCAUUCCUACAUCCGGGCCACCACAUGUCGACCUUCCAGUACCUUGGCGGCGGCGAACUGCCUUCGACGGCCGACGACACGCCCGCACCGUCACCGCUUCCUCCUCCUCCGCCGACGCCGCUGCCGCAGCAGCAGUUUAGAACGUACGGCGACCCCCAACGGCAGCUGACGCUACGGCAGGCGCCGAUGCACGCGCGAGUGGCCAUAGGAAAGGAGAAAGACCGGAAGCCGAUCGACCCACCUCCUAUCGUGCAGUUGCUGGAUACAAGACACGAUGGCAGGAGCGGUCUCUACGAUAGCCCCUACCUGUUCAUGACCUCGUCCUUGGUGCCGGAGAACUAUGGGGAAUCGCCGAGGGAGCAGGAGGUCCCUUCAAACUACCUCGUCGGAUCCCUCGCUUCGUCGGUGCACCGGCUCCGGGAUACCGACAACCUCGAGGGCGGCUUCUUCGUCUUCGGCGACCUGUCGGUCAAACGAGAGGGCCGCUUUCGGAUACGCUUCACUCUGUACGAACGAGACCAGAGCAGCUCGUCGCCGAGCUUCCUCUACGUUUCGGAGCUCAUCACCAACGUCUUCACCGUAUAUCCGACGAAGCUGUUCCCCGGCAUGACGGAUUCGACCCCCCUGACGCGUACCUUCAGCGACCAAGGCGUCAAGGUACGGCUCCGCAAAGACUCGAGCGGCAUGGCGGCGAGGAAGCGAAGCAGGAACACGUCGGACGCGGCCGACAACUAUCUCGAACGGCGUCCGAAACGAGGAUCGUACGACGGCGAGAUUCCGCGUGAGAUGCCCCUCGGCAACUACACUGUCUCCGACAUGGAUCACAUGAACCCGUUGGGCAGCAGCCACGGCAUCGUCGGCUCGCAACCUCCAAACAUCAGCUUUACGACCGCAGCAGACCCCCUUCCGACAUCGAGGACGGCCGGGAUGGACCUGCAGCUUUCGACGAGCGGUUACUACUUUGCCGGGCCGCACUUCUACUGA